CACCCCCAGUCCUCGAGUCCUCACCCCUGUCGCCGCGCGGCCCCCAGGGGCAGCCAUCUACAAAACCGGCCAAGCUGUCGGACCGGUCGCCAUCUCCACCCUCUGACCAGUGGCUUGGAAAAAUAUAUCUGGCUGAUGUUCUCAGAGUCCCGAAGGCAGGACCGAGUGGGACGGCGGCUCCCCCGGGAUCCCAAGGCCGUCUACCUCCCUUCUACCCCUCCCCUGACUCCACCUGAGGGCUCUGGAACAAAGGCGCUUUGUACUGCCGCAAACACGUCAUUCGACUUCAGGACUGGGACCGCGUGGGACCCCAGCCCAAAAUGAAGGAGUGGAGCAGAAAGCGACAGAUGCCAACCCCAGACUAGGCAUCUAGCACGCCACCUAAGGGAGGGAAGGGAGUUGUCCCAGAAGGUGCUCUGUUCCUUCCCCUCGUACUAUCUCUAGAUGUGCAAAGAAAAGGGGGUAAUGUAUGAAGGUAGCUGGACAGGCUUUGCACUCCCUAUCUGGGCAAAGGUUGUGUGACCCUAUUUAAAAUCUGCGAAAUUGCUAAUAAGGCUUUCUUUCCGUACUAAGGCAGACACGAAACACUCGACCUCCCUGAAAAUACUCUUAGUGGAGUAUCUCUUUUCUCCCUACCCCCUCGCCACUUCGCUGGCUUGGCUUGCUGCGAUGCACAAAGGGUUAACCACUGUCGGCUCCGAAAGGAAAGAGGAGACGCGCUACCAUUGGUGCAAAGUUAUCCAGGGGCGGGGCCUUUGAGUCUCCGCACCCCCACCCCCCUCCCUCAGCUCCCUUCCUCACUUUGUACUUCUCCAUCCCGGACUGUGGAGCGGGCCGGGACCGGCAGGGCCAGACCAGACCCGACCCUAGGGGCGAUGCGGCUACUGCCCCUGCUGCAAACUGUCCUCUGGGCCGCGUUUCUCGGCUCCCCUCUGCGCGGGGGCUCCAGCCUUCGCCACGUAGUCUAUUGGAACUCCAGUAAUCCCAGGCUACUGCGAGGAGAUGCCGUGUUGGAGCUGGGCCUCAAUGAUUACCUAGACAUUUUCUGCCCCCACUAUGAAGGCCCAGGCCCCCCUGAGGGGCCUGAGACAUUUACUUUAUACAUGGUGGACCGGCCAGGCUAUGAGGUCUGCCAGGCAGAGGGGCCAGGUGCCUUCAAGCGCUGGGUGUGCUCCCUGCCCUUCACCCAUGUUCAGUUCUCAGAGAAGAUUCAGCGCUUCACACCCUUCUCCCUUGGCUUCGAGUUCCUGCCUGGAGAGACAUACUACUACAUCUCGGUGCCAACUCCAGAGAGUCCUGGCCAGUGCUUGAGGCUCCAGGUGUCUGUCUGCUGCAAGGAGACGGACCCUCCCUGCCACCUCAAGGAGCCAGAGCCUUCCCAAGAUCUACAGGAGGAGGGGUCCCUAUCGUCUGCACUGGGGGUGCCAAUCCAGACAGAUCAGGUAGAGCAUUGAUGGAGGAGGUCAGAAGGUCUGAGGUGACCCUUGCAAGUGCUUGCCCCCUCAUCACAGGCUAAAGAGGAGCUGCAGACAGCCCUGGAAACCCUGGAGCAAAGGCAAGACAAGGAUGGGGGCUUUGUAGGCUGCUUGGACGGUCUCGUCCCCUGAAAGACUGGGAUUUGGUGGGAUCAAAUCCUUGAGCCAGCUGGGGACCAAGGCUGAAGACCCAGGGAUAGGUAGAUUGCUGGACCUGCCAUCUGUGCCCUGUGAACCUCUUCCCGGGGGCAGCACCUUGCCCUCCCAGGGGGGGGUCACUCACUUGUCUUCUAUGAAGAUGGACUUGUCAUGAGGUAGAAUUUCAUGCCAAUUUGUAUUUUUAUAAGUGUCUAGACCAAACCUUCAAUAAACCACCCAUCUUUUUGUUACUUUCUCCA
Nycticebus coucang (slow loris) is the source of this 1873-nucleotide messenger RNA. RefSeq names its product ephrin A4 (gene EFNA4). Gene Ontology annotation, cellular component: plasma membrane. The transcript has 4 exons. Gene Ontology annotation, molecular function: ephrin receptor binding. Gene Ontology annotation, biological process: ephrin receptor signaling pathway; axon guidance. Bases 876 to 1454 code for a protein of 192 amino acids. NCBI's taxonomy places the organism in Eukaryota, Metazoa, Chordata, Mammalia, Primates, Lorisidae. The record is from RefSeq and is a predicted model, not a curated record.